Messenger RNA from Fusarium oxysporum Fo47, 1519 nucleotides. RefSeq lists its product as uncharacterized. The transcript is spliced from 4 exons. The record is from RefSeq and is a predicted model, not a curated record. Bases 10 to 1491 code for a protein of 493 amino acids. Gene Ontology annotation, molecular function: zinc ion binding; DNA-binding transcription factor activity, RNA polymerase II-specific. NCBI's taxonomy places the organism in Eukaryota, Fungi, Ascomycota, Sordariomycetes, Hypocreales, Nectriaceae. Gene Ontology annotation, biological process: regulation of DNA-templated transcription.
CUUUACACUAUGUCGCAGGAUAUGAUGAAUGGCCAAACAGGUGACCAGGUUCUUGGCAACCCUCAGCAAGACUUAGAGAUCAAGUCUUUCCAGGCUCCUACGGGCCGCUUUGUUUGUGAUUGUGGCAAGAGCUACAUGCGCAAGGAACACCUCAAGAGACAUCAAGCGACACAUAACUCACAGGCACACCAAUGCCAUAUAUGUGGGCAGUCAUAUUUACGCAAGGAUGUUUUACAGCGCCACUUAACAACCCAUCAGGAUCCUUCGGCUAAACCACGUGCUUGUGAGGCUUGUCGUGCGAACAAGACAAAAUGUGAUGGCAAUGGAGUUUCUGAUUGUUCUUUUUGUAAGAACAAGGCUAUCGCUUGCACGUAUUCGCUCCGCCGAUCGAGAAUGCGAAAAGGUGCUCUUCCUGAAAAACAUGACGAAAAGCCUUUGAAGGACAAUCCACCAUCUACCGCUCCUAUCAGACAACCUGUCCCCAAGGCGAGACUUGCAAACAUAAAAGAGGCUAUGAGCCAAUCAUCCCUGGCGGAAGCAAGAUCAAAAAGUUAUAGAAAUGCAUUGCCACCUUCUGUUUCGAGUGCCGAAACAGCAAGCGAGUCCAACUCAUCUGACAGUCCGAAUUAUUUGAUCACAAUUCUUCAACAACUAUCUGCAUUGCCACCCAGAUCGGCUCCAUUACAGGUCAAGGAUGCCUCUGACUCUGAAAAACAAUGGCUUGAGGACAAUUUCCGGUCUUACGCUGAUCAUUUUCAUCACCGAUGGCAUGUAAUCACUGCUGCUACUUACGAAUUCAGCGAAAAGCCUUUUGACAAUGCGGCAUCGGUCAUAAUGAUUGGGUCUUAUUUCUCAAGCAAAGAGAAUCGUAAUAGCGUGUGCUUAAGUCUUCAUCGUAAACUUGUCGACCGGUACACAAAGCUACUGGUCGAGACACAGAUAUCUCUCAACUAUCGACAACGUCCCCGACUACAUUACAACGAAUUGAAGACCUCUCUGACAUCGCCCUUUUCUGUACGAAAUUGUUACGAUAUGGAUGUUUUUGUUCGUCGUCAACGGUGCGAGAAUGCAGGUCGUGAUAUCGACUUGUCUUCGAUGAUUAAAUAUCCCAACCAAUUUUUGCCUAAUCCAUUGCUGGUUGAAGAUAUCCAUCUCGGUCUGUGUGGUCUUACUGUCGAGGUUCUUGAACACGAACAUACUCGUGGUAUUUCGAAUAUAUCGGCCAAUGCUGCGACGAACUCAAUACGGGACAGUGUUUUGGAACGCCUUGCAACCUGGCUUGUUCAUAUCGAAGAUAUUACUCAAAAGCUAUCUUCUGAUGUGUCCAAUCCAACAGAGGAUUCUCUGUCAGUAAAUUAUCUUGCGCGAGAAGAUGAGAUCCAAGCCCUGUCAAGUGCUAGGGUAGUGGUUAGACAACGUAUCCAAGAUAUCCUCUCUGACACGAUGACGGUUUAUCAUCGACUUCAGAUUUUACUAUCUACCACAAAUUAGAUAAAGUUGUAUUACACCUAAAACAAAG